Pyricularia grisea is the source of this 420-nucleotide messenger RNA. RefSeq lists its product as uncharacterized. The transcript has a single exon. Lineage: Eukaryota; Fungi; Ascomycota; Sordariomycetes; Magnaporthales; Pyriculariaceae. The record is from RefSeq and is a predicted model, not a curated record. The coding region runs from base 1 to 420 and encodes 139 amino acids.
AUGAAAAACCCCUACAUCAGAUUGGGAUAUACUCCUUCAUCGAUGAAGGACGAGUUUAAAACGUAUUAUCGCUACGAAAAGGCUUAUAUCUACGAAGUCGACGAAGAUGACAACAGCUUCAUAAAGGGCUUUAUUCGAUAUCUCGAAAGUUACCCGCAGAAAAAGCUUUUUUAUGACAACUUCCAUCUAGCGACAGAUGUGGCAAAGAAAAUUCCAAUACGUUGGACAAGUAUCAAGAGGUGGUGGGUAGUCACUCCGGGACCCGAGGCGGGAACCAACACCUAUGAAAAGCACGAGAACACAGAUUUUCAACCUCAGCGGAUAUGGGCCCAGAAGCAGGCGACCCAGUUGUACCGCCAUUGCUCGCGGAUGGUCAAAAAAUGUUUCGGUCGCCGUAAUGUUGAUGCCCCGCAGCUUUAG